This is a messenger RNA of Saccoglossus kowalevskii, 1509 nucleotides long. RefSeq names its product zinc finger protein 862-like. Lineage: Eukaryota; Metazoa; Hemichordata; Enteropneusta; Harrimaniidae. The record is from RefSeq and is a predicted model, not a curated record.
AUGUAUCUACGCGUGUUUGACGAUGGAAGACCCACAACAAAAUAUUUCUCUUUGCAAGCACUGGAGCGUGCUGAUAGUAAAGGAAUGUUAACGUCAAUAGACGCGGCUUUUGACAAAGAGUUUCAAAUAGACGCACAGACCUGGAAAGAAAAACUUGUGGGCUUCGGUGCAGACGGGGCUGCCGUCAAUUUUGGUCAGAGACAGGGUGUUAGUGCGAAAUUACGUGCGGAUAUCCCUCAUCUUGUAUCAGUCCAUUGUGUAGCCCACAGAUUGGAACUGGCUAUUAAACACGCACUUGAACAAUGUAAAUAUUUCAAAGAAAUUGAGGAUUUUCUCGUAAAUAUUUUCAAGUUUUAUAAGAACUCGCCAUUAAAUUGGUCAAAUUUACAGUUAGCUGGAGAAACCACGAAUGUGAAAGUAUACAAACCUUCCAACGUCCUGGGCACAAGAUGGAUUGGUCACCAUGAACGUGCAAUUAUAAAUAUUACUAAGAACUAUUCGGCUAUGUUCACUCACCUCGACCAGGUUACGAUCACAGGGCAGUCAAUUGAUGCAAAAAAUAAAGCAAAGGGAUUUUGCAGAAAAUUACAGUUUUACAGAUUUACUAAAUCUCUUUAUGUGAUGAUGGACAUAUAUACUGUAUUAUCACGUUUGUCAUUAAUGUUUCAAAAGAAUGACAGUUCAGUUGAAACAGUUGAUACUUGUUUUCAAGCUGCACUAAGCAACUUAAGGGAGCUGCGAGAAAACCCUGGGCCACGGGAAAUGGAAUUUAAUAAUCAUAUCACAAUUGACAAUGAUGAUAUAAAGUUUUUGGAUGUAACAUGUAGAGCUGAACGAGGUGGAACACUAACUCAGCAAGAAUAUGAUGAAAUGGUGAACAGAGAUAAGAUGACAUUAAUACAAAACACUAUUGAUCAACUGGAAGUUAGGUUUACAUCUUUCAGUGACAACCAGGUGUUAAAUGGCUGCAAAGUAAUUAAUCAGAGAAAUUGGCCCAUUGAUAACGUUGGUGAUCUCCUGGAGUAUGGCCAAAUAGAAAUACAGCAACUCAUAACACAUUUCCAGGAUUUGCUCAUUAGGCGGAGUUGUAAAAUAAAUGAUAUCCCACUGGAAUGGAGGCAACUGAAACUGAUUCUCAGAGACACUGCAAUAACACAGCCACAUUUAACUUACCUAGACUUCUGGCAGAGACUUCUUAGACACAUGCCAGAAGAGUUUGUUAAUAUACUCACCCUUGUGAAGAUUGUGCUUCUUAUUCCAAUUCACACUAGUGAGUGUGAGCGAGGGUUUUCAAUAAUGGGUAAAAUUAAAACUGACUGGAGAUCCAGUCUCACAACAGAAAAACUGAAUGAACUAUUAAGAAUAAAACUGUUAGGGCAACCAUUGCAUAAAUUUAACCCACAACCUGCUAUUAUGACUUGGUGGAAUGCAGUAGGCGUACACGAAGACCAGAUAUUAGCCAUAUGGACCACGUGCACAAAUGAAAGUGAUACUGACACUGAUUUGUAA